UCCCCCGCCACUGUCCGACCUGUUUGUCUGGAGCUGCCUCGUCUCCUCUCGCCAGGGCUAGGUGUGCUCCUGCUCACUUGUUUCAGGAGCUCAGACACCCUGUAACUUUUUUUGCCACUCCUUGAAACCCAGCAUCCUUGAUUCCCCACACGGGGCGAGACUGCAGCCUCUUGGGACUUCUAGCACAGGCUCUGGGGUGGGACAGACACUUGCUGCCCUUUCUGGCUCAGGGGAGCAUGGACUGUGGGCCUUGGGCUGUAUAGGAGGCAGCAGGCACCAUGAGUGGGAACGGAGUGGGCAGGGUGCAUGGGAACGGCCUGAAUGGGGCCAGUGAGUUUUACUAUGAGGCGGUGGAAGGAUCUCAGAACCCUGGGGGCCUUCUGCUCUCACCAGCUGCCUUCAUCAACCCUGCUCAGUAUGCCAGCGUGCUGGAAGGACGCUUCAAACAGCUUCAAGAUGAACGAGAAGCAGUACAGAAGAAAACCUUCACCAAGUGGGUGAACUCCCAUCUGGCCCGGGUGACGUGCCGAGUGGGAGACCUAUAUAGUGACCUCCGGGAUGGGCGCAACCUGCUGCGGCUCUUGGAGGUGCUCUCAGGAGAGAUGCUGCCAAAACCCACAAAGGGCCGCAUGCGGAUCCACUGCCUGGAGAAUGUGGACAAGGCGCUGCAGUUUCUAAAGGAGCAAAAAGUACACUUGGAAAACAUGGGCUCCCAUGACAUUGUGGACGGGAACCACCGUCUGACCCUUGGGUUGGUCUGGACCAUCAUCCUUCGAUUCCAGAUCCAAGACAUCAGUGUGGAAACGGAAGACAAUAAGGAAAAGAAGUCAGCCAAGGACGCCCUGCUGCUCUGGUGCCAGAUGAAGACUGCAGGAUAUCCCAAUGUCAAUGUGCACAACUUCACCACUAGUUGGAGAGAUGGAUUGGCCUUCAAUGCCAUCGUGCACAAACACCGGCCAGACUUGUUGGAUUUUGAGUCCUUGAAGAAGUGUAAUGCACAUUACAAUCUGCAAAAUGCUUUCAAUCUGGCUGAAAAGGAGCUGGGACUAACCAAGCUGCUGGAUCCGGAAGAUGUGAAUGUGGACCAACCAGAUGAGAAAUCGAUCAUUACCUAUGUGGCUACCUACUACCACUACUUCUCCAAGAUGAAGGCCCUGGCUGUGGAAGGCAAAAGAAUUGGCAAGGUGCUGGACCAUGCCAUGGAGGCAGAGCGCCUGGUGGAGAAGUAUGAGUCUUUGGCCUCUGAACUGCUGCAGUGGAUCGAGCAAACGAUUGUCACCCUCAAUGACCGGCAGCUGGCCAACUCCCUAAGUGGGGUCCAGAACCAGCUGCAGUCCUUCAAUUCAUACCGCACUGUGGAAAAGCCGCCCAAGUUCACUGAGAAAGGGAACUUGGAGGUGCUGCUCUUCACCAUCCAGAGCAAGCUGAGGGCCAACAACCAGAAGGUCUACACACCGCGUGAGGGCCGGCUCAUCUCUGACAUCAACAAGGCCUGGGAGCGGCUGGAGAAAGCCGAGCACGAGCGUGAGCUGGCCCUGCGCACAGAGCUGAUCCGCCAAGAGAAGCUAGAGCAGCUGGCUGCCCGUUUCGACCGCAAGGCCGCCAUGCGGGAGACCUGGCUCAGUGAGAACCAGCGCCUGGUGUCCCAGGACAACUUUGGGCUAGAGCUGGCAGCAGUUGAGGCAGCAGUGCGGAAGCACGAAGCCAUUGAAACAGACAUCGUGGCCUACAGUGGCCGGGUGCAGGCAGUGGAUGCUGUGGCUGCGGAGCUGGCUGCUGAGCACUACCAUGAUAUCAAGCGCAUCUCAGCACGGCAGCACAAUGUGGCACGGCUCUGGGACUUCCUGCGGGAGAUGGUGGCUGCCCGGCGAGAGCGGCUCCUCCUCAACCUGGAACUGCAGAAGGUGUUCCAGGACCUGCUCUACCUCAUGGACUGGAUGGGAGAGAUGAAGGGCCGGCUGCAGUCCCAGGACCUGGGCAAGCACCUGGCUGGCGUGGAGGACCUGCUGCAGUUGCAUGAGCUGGUGGAGGCAGACAUCGCCGUGCAGGCCGAGCGGGUACGGGCUGUCAGUGCCUCUGCCCUGCGCUUCUGCGACCCAGGGAAAGAGUACAGACCAUGCGACCCACAGCUGGUAUCGGAACGGGUGGCCAACCUGGAGCGGAGCUAUGAGGCCCUGUGUGAGUUAGCAGCUGCUCGGCGGGCUCGCCUGGAAGAGUCUCGGCGCCUCUGGCGGUUCCUCUGGGAGGUGGGCGAGGCUGAGGCCUGGGUACGGGAGCAGCAGCACCUCCUGGCCUCUGCUGAGACAGGCCGGGACCUGACUGGUGUCCUCCGCCUGCUCAACAAGCAUACAGCCCUGCGGGGUGAGAUGAGCGGCCGGCUUGGGCCCCUGAAGCUCACCCUCGAGCAGGGUCAGCAGCUGGUUGCUGAGGGCCACCCCGGAGCUAGCCAGGCCUCUGCACGUGCAGCAGAGCUCCAGGCCCAGUGGGAGCGGCUGGAGGCCCUGGCAGAAGAGCGUGCCCAGCAGCUCACACAGGCUGCCAGCCUCUACCAGUUCCAGGCAGAUGCAAACGACAUGGAGGCCUGGUUGGUGGAUGCACUGCGCCUGGUGUCUAGCCCUGAGCUGGGGCACGACGAGUUCUCCACACAGGCCUUGGCCCGGCAGCACCGGGCCCUGGAGGAGGAGAUCCGAGGCCACAGACCCAUACUGGAUGCCUUGAGGGAGCAGGCCGCAGCCCUGCCUUCUGCACUGAGCCACACACCAGAGGUGCAGGGCAGAGUGCCCACUCUGGAGCGGCACUACGAGGAGCUGCAGGCCCGGGCAGGCGAGCGUGCACAGGCCCUGGAGGCGGCGCUGGCGCUCUACACCAUGCUCAGUGAGGCCGGGGCCUGCGGGCUCUGGGUGGAGGAGAAGGAGCAGUGGCUGAACGGGCUGGCUCUGCCUGAGCGCCUGGAGGACCUGGAGGUGGUACAGCAGAGGUUUGAGACCCUGGAACCUGAAAUGAAUGCCCUGGCUGCAAGAAUUACUUCUGUGAAUGACAUUGCUGAGCAGUUGCUGAAGGCCAACCCCCCGGGGAAGGAGCGCAUUAUUAACACCCAGAAGCAACUCAACCAAAGGUGGCAGCAGUUUAGGUCCCUGGCUGAUGGCAAGAAGGCAGCUCUGACAUCAGCCCUGAGCAUCCAGAACUACCAUCUAGAGUGCACAGAGACCCAGGCCUGGAUGAGAGAAAAGACCAAGGUCAUUGAGUCCACCCAAGGCCUGGGCAAUGAUCUGGCUGGGGUGCUAGCCCUGCAGCGGAAGCUGGCUGGUACUGAGCGUGACCUAGAGGCCAUUGCUGCCCGGGUGGGUGAACUGACCCGAGAAGCAAAUGCCCUGGCUGCUGGACAUCCAGCUCAAGCCCCUGCCAUCAACGCCCGGCUUGGAGAGGUGCAAGCCGGCUGGGAGGACCUGCGGGCCACCAUGCGGCGUCGAGAGGAGUCCCUGGGUGAAGCACGGCGGCUGCAGGACUUCCUGCGAAGCUUGGAUGACUUCCAGGCCUGGUUAGGCCGCACACAGACCGCUGUGGCCUCUGAAGAAGGGCCAGCUACGCUGCCUGAAGCAGAAGCCCUCCUGGCCCAGCAUGCAGGCCUGCGGGGAGAGGUGGAACGGGCCAAGAGCGAGUACAGCCGUCUGCGGGCCUUGGGCGAGGAGGUGACCCGAGACCAGGCUGACCCCCAGUGCCUCUUCCUGCGGCAGCGCCUAGAAGCUCUGGGCACUGGCUGGGAGGAGCUGGGCCGCAUGUGGGAGAGCCGGCAAGGCCGCCUGGCCCAGGCCCAUGGCUUCCAGGGAUUCCUGCGGGAUGCACGCCAGGCUGAGGGUGUGCUCAGCAGCCAGGAGUACGUCCUGUCUCACACGGAGAUGCCAGGGACACUCCAGGCUGCGGACGCUGCCAUUAAAAAGCUGGAAGACUUUAUGAGCACCAUGGAUGCCAAUGGAGAGCGCAUCCGUGGGCUCCUGGAGGCUGGGCGUCAGCUGGUGUCAGAGGGCAACAUCCAUGCUGAGAAGAUCCAGGAGAAGGCAGACUCCAUUGAGAGGAGACACAGGAAGAAUCAAGAGGCAGUGCAGCAGCUUCUGGGCCGCCUUCGGGACAACCGAGAGCAACAGCACUUCCUGCAAGACUCUCACGAGCUAAAACUCUGGAUUGAUGAGAAGAUGCUGACAGCCCAGGAUGUAUCCUAUGAUGAGGCGCGAAAUCUACACACCAAAUGGCAGAAGCACCAGGCAUUCAUGGCUGAGCUGGCGGCCAACAAGGACUGGCUGGACAAGGUGGACAAGGAAGGGCGGGAGCUGUCUCUUGAGAAGCCAGACCUGAAAGCCCUUGUGUCAGAGAAACUGGAAGACCUGCACCGCCGCUGGGAUGAGCUAGAGACCACCACCCAGGCCAAGGCCCGCAGCCUCUUUGAUGCCAACCGGGCUGAACUGUUUGCCCAAAGCUGCUCUGCCCUGGAGAGCUGGCUAGAGAGCCUGCAGGCCCAGCUGCACUCUGAUGACUAUGGAAAGGACCUCACCAGCGUCAACAUUCUGCUCAAGAAGCAGCAGAUGCUGGAACGGGAGAUGGCUGUGAGAGAGAAGGAGGUAGAGGCGAUCCAGGCUCAGGCAAAGGCACUGGCCCAGGAAGACCAGGGUGCAGGAGAGGUGGAGAGGACCUCAAGGGCUGUGGAGGAGAAGUUCAGGGCCCUGUGCCAGCCCAUGAAGGAACGCUGCCAGCGCCUACAGGCCUCUCGAGAGCAACACCAGUUCCACCGGGAUGUGGAGGAUGAGAUUCUGUGGGUGACAGAGAGGCUGCCGAUGGCCAGCUCCAUGGAACAUGGCAAGGACUUGCCCAGUGUCCAGCUCCUCAUGAAGAAAAACCAGACCCUGCAGAAGGAGAUCCAGGGUCAUGAGCCUCGGAUCGCAGACCUCACAGAGCGGCAGCGUGCUCUGGGUGCAGCAGCAGCAGGCCCUGAGCUGGCCGAGCUCCAGGAAAUGUGGAAACGCCUGAGCCAUGAGCUGGAGCUCCGGGGGAAGCGGCUGGAGGAAGCCCUGCGGGCCCAGCAGUUCUACCGUGAUGCUGCCGAGGCUGAGGCCUGGAUGGGUGAGCAAGAGCUACACAUGAUGGGCCAGGAGAAAGCCAAGGAUGAGCCAAGUGCCCAGGCAGAGGUGAAGAAGCAUCAGGUGCUGGAGCAAGCCCUGGCUGACUAUGCCCAGACCAUCCACCAGCUGGCAGCCAGCAGCCAAGAUAUGAUUGACCAUGACCAUCCAGAGAGCACACGGCUAUCAAUCCGCCAGGCGCAGGUGGACAAGCUGUACGCCAGCCUGAAGGAGCUGGCCGGAGAGCGGCGUGAGCGCCUGCAGGAGCACCUCCGGCUGUGCCAGCUGCGCCGUGAGCUGGAUGACCUGGAGCAGUGGAUCCAGGAGCGCGAAGUGGUGGCCGCCUCCCAUGAGCUAGGCCAGGACUAUGAACAUGUGACUAUGCUCCGGGACAAAUUCCGCGAGUUCUCCAGGGACACAAGCACCAUCGGUCAGGAGCGUGUAGACAGUGCCAAUGCUCUGGCCAAUGGGCUCAUUGCAGGGGGCCAUGCCGCGCGGGCCACGGUGGCCGAGUGGAAGGACAGUCUCAAUGAGGCCUGGGCUGACCUGCUCGAGCUCCUGGACACACGGGGUCAAGUGCUGGCUGCUGCAUACGAACUGCAACGUUUCCUGCACAGCGCCCGCCAAGCCCUGGCACGGGUGCAGCACAAGCAGCAGCAGCUUCCGGAUGGUACUGGCCGGGACCUCAAUGCUGCUGAGGCCCUGCAGCGGCGGCACUGUGCCUACGAGCAUGACAUUCAGGCCCUCAGCGCCCAGGUCCAGCAGGUGCAGGAUGAUGGCCAUCGGCUCCAGAAGGCCUAUGCUGGAGACAAGGCUGAGGAGAUUGGCCACCACAUGCAGGCUGUGGCUGAAGCCUGGGCCCAGCUUCAGGGAAGCUCUGCUGCCCGCCGCCAGUUGCUGCUGGACACCACGGACAAAUUCCGCUUCUUCAAGGCUGUCCGGGAGCUGAUGCUAUGGAUGGAUGGGAUUAACCUGCAGAUGGAUGCCCAGGAGCGGCCCCGGGAUGUGUCCUCUGCGGAUCUCGUCAUCAAGAACCAACAGGGCAUCAAAGCAGAGAUAGAGGCCAGAGCAGACCGCUUCUCUUCCUGCAUUGACAUGGGGCAGGAGCUGCUGGCAAGGAACCAUUAUGCAGCGGAGGAGAUCUCAGAGAAGCUAUCUCAACUACAAGCCCGGCGCCAGGAGACAGCUGACAAGUGGCAGGAGAAGAUGGACUGGCUCCAGCUUGUUUUGGAAGUGCUUGUGUUUGGGAGAGAUGCAGGGAUGGCAGAGGCCUGGCUAUGCAGCCAGGAGCCACUGGUGCGGAGUGCGGAGCUGGGCUGCACAGUGGACGAAGUGGAAAGCCUCAUCAAGCGGCAUGAAGCCUUCCAGAAGUCUGCAGUCGCCUGGGAGGAGCGUUUUAGUGCACUGGAGAAGCUCACUGCGCUGGAGGAGCGAGAGAGGGAGCGGAAGAGAAAGAGGGAGGAGGAGGAACGGAGGAAACAGCCCCCUGCCCCAGAACCCACAGCUAGUCUGCCUUCAAGGGAGCUGAUAGAUGGCCAGACAGCUCGUGGCACUGCCUGGGAUGGAAGCCAGCCUCGGCAGCCACCGUCCACACAGGCACCCAGCGUCAAUGGGGUCUGCACAGACUCAGAGUCCUCACAGCCCCUCUCGGAGCAGCAGAGACUCGAGCAGAGCAGCUUCCCAGAAGGACCUGGGACUGGUGCAGGGGAUGAGGCCAAUGGGCCACGGGGAGAGAGGCAGACUCGGCCCCAGGGCUCGGCCUCUCCUGUGAUGCCCCAGAGCAGGUCAUCAGAGUCAGCCCAUGGUGCCACCCUGUCCAGUCGAGGUCCUGAGCUGUCUGCCCAGGAGCAGAUGGAGGGGAUGUUGUGCCGCAAACAGGAGAUGGAGACCACUCUCAAGAAGGCUGCCAAUAGGUCCUGGCAGAACGUGUACUGUGUCCUGCGGAAUGGGACCCUCGGCUUUUACAAGGAUGCAAAGGCAGCCAGUGCGGGAGUGCCGUACCACGGAGAAGUGCCGGUCCGCCUGACCAGGGCCCAGGGCGGUGUGGCCUUCGAUUAUCGAAAGCGCAAACAUGUCUUCAAGCUGAGCUUACAGGACGGAAAAGAAUAUUUAUUCCAGGCCAAGGAUGAGGCAGAGAUGAGCUCCUGGCUGCGGGUGGUGAAUGCAGGCAUUGCCUCUGCAUCCUCCGACUCUGGAGAGCCAGGAGAACCAGCGAUUCCCAGUGCCACUCGGGGUAUGACUCGGGCCAUGACCAUGCCCCCAGUAUCACAGCCUGGGACUGAAGGGUCCGUUGUGCUGCGCAGCAAGGAUGGCAGAGAGCGAGAGCGAGAAAAACGCUUCAGUUUCUUCAAGAAGAAUAAAUAGUUGGGAAGGGGGUCCAGACUCCCAGGCCAGCUCCCUCCCUCUGUUCAGGAAACUGCCAGGGACUGUUGACAGGGAUCACCCUCUUCAGGAUAACUGCCUGCUGCUAGGGUCUGUUGCCAAGGUCAGCCCAUCACCAGGAACUGUCACGGGACAAGCCAGUGUUCCCAAGCGCAAUCUUUUCUUCUGCUGUUUAAUUUCAGACUGAUGGUGGGACCCAGGCAAACCCCACUUCUGCUCCCGUGCCCCCUUCUUCCCUCUUCCCCCACCCUGUGGCUCCAUCUGCCACCACAGUGCGGACAGUGCCGCACCCUGAUAGGCCAUGUGGGAAAUGACUGCCCCUGCCUCGGGGUCAUUCUCCCACCACAGCCAGGGCACACCAUCCACUACAGGUUCCUUGCCCCCAAGGACCAGCCAGAAACUUCUCAGAGCUGAAUUGGAAGGGGCGGGGCAGGGGAGGGGAGUACAGGAGUGCCAGAUGAUGGAGUCGGAGGUGCUGAAGCCCUCCCUUCCCAUCCCGCCUCAUCUUCUGACUCAAGUGGCUGCUCCAUCUCCAACAGCUCCGGGUGGCUUCCAGGUGUGAGUUGUUUAGGGGCAUCCACACCCUUGAGUCUGGCCAAGGAGGUGAUUAAACAGCUCAGCUUCUCUCACUGCC
Molecule: messenger RNA, 8124 nt
Organism: Chinchilla lanigera (long-tailed chinchilla)
Lineage: Eukaryota; Metazoa; Chordata; Mammalia; Rodentia; Chinchillidae
Gene: Sptbn2
Product: spectrin, beta, non-erythrocytic 2
Exons: 36
Coding region: 279-7472 (2397 amino acids)
Biological process (GO): actin cytoskeleton organization
Cellular component (GO): cortical actin cytoskeleton; spectrin; cell junction
Molecular function (GO): structural constituent of cytoskeleton; actin filament binding; phospholipid binding
Source: RefSeq, a predicted model, not a curated record